AUGGGACCACACUUAGGUCGGUUCUAUCCGCACAUUAGCCUAGUGGGGGUUCAAGGUAUGGAGAUGGUUUUAAACACAAAGAACUCCGAGGACAUACUUCGGUUCGCAAGGAAGACGCUUCCGCUGGACUUUAGCAGAGAAUUCGAAUUCAUCGGCCGCGAGAUCAUCAGAAGAGCGAAUGGCGUUUUUCUCUGGGCAUCCCUUGUUUCUCAAAGACUCCGAGAGCUUUUGAUGCCGGCGAUGAAAUUGAAUAACUUCUUGAUAUUCUUAAAUCUAUACCGGAUGAUCUGA
Messenger RNA from Clonostachys rhizophaga, 291 nucleotides. Lineage: Eukaryota; Fungi; Ascomycota; Sordariomycetes; Hypocreales; Bionectriaceae. The record is from the annotation of a GenBank genome assembly.